Molecule: messenger RNA, 693 nt
Organism: Fulvia fulva
Lineage: Eukaryota; Fungi; Ascomycota; Dothideomycetes; Mycosphaerellales; Mycosphaerellaceae
Product: putative pathogenesis-related protein
Exons: 3
Coding region: 1-693 (230 amino acids)
Cellular component (GO): extracellular region
Source: RefSeq, a predicted model, not a curated record
AUGUACUUUACAUCACUUGCCCUUGCGGCCUUCGCGGUCGCUGCCUAUGCUCUACCAGUGGAGGAGGCUACCAAUGCUGCAGUCCUCCCUCCCAUCCAUCAGAAUGUAGCUCGAGCAGCAGUCCCACAGAAGAGACAGCUCCCAUUGCCCAAAGAAAGCGGAGACCAAUCCUACGCCCAUUACGCCGUCAACCACCAUAACAAGCAUCGACAAAACCAUACCUUCGACGGCAGACCAACCCAAAUGAUCAGAUGGAACCUGACCGCCGUCAGAACAGCCAGAAAGGUCGCCGAGCUCUGCAUCUUCGCCCACAAAAUGGACCAAGACGGCGGCGGCUACGGCCAAAACCUAGCAGCCGGCUACAAAGCCUCCAACAUCUCCGGCACAAUCACAGACCUCUGGUACAACAACGAAGUCGCCGCAUACCGCAACUUGUACGGCCAGGCGCAGCCUUCGUACGAUAAUUUCGGUGCCUGGGGCCAUUUCUCGCAGGUCGUGUGGGAUGGGUCGACGCAGCUGGGGUGCUAUACGGCGGAUUGCUCGGCGAAGGGGUUGCAGAAUGUGGGAGGGAGUGUGCCGCCGUAUUUGACGGUUUGUAAUUAUUAUCCUCCUGGCAACUUUGGGGGACAGUAUGCUAAGAAUGUGGGGAAGCCGGCUGGAGGGGCUAGGUUGAGCUGGGAUUGGACACCUUAG